Oryzias melastigma (Indian medaka) is the source of this 2042-nucleotide messenger RNA. Its product is annotated as spindle assembly abnormal protein 6 homolog. The record is from RefSeq and is a predicted model, not a curated record. The transcript has 16 exons. Gene Ontology annotation, cellular component: centrosome; centriole. Bases 186 to 1931 code for a protein of 581 amino acids. Lineage: Eukaryota; Metazoa; Chordata; Actinopteri; Beloniformes; Adrianichthyidae. Gene Ontology annotation, biological process: centriole replication.
UCAGUAGCAGAAAGAGCCACUUCCGGUUCCGUUACCAGGACGAUCCAGUUUAGCGGACGAAGGGCGGGAAAAUUUAAAACGCACUAGAAAAAUUGGGUCAGAUUAGAACGGACAGAAACAGCAGCAGAACCCGGAAGAAUCAGUUGAAGAUUUUCUGCGCGCCAGCGUCCGAUCCGGAGCUCCUCAUGGAGCAGCUGUUUAGCCAGGUGUUGCGGGUCUCCGUCAGGUGUAGAGACUGCGAAGACAGGAAAUCAAACAUCCGAGUCACCAUCCAGCUCCAGCUGACCACCAGUCCGAUCCAUAGGAGGGAUCUUCUGGUCAGGCUAACAGACGAUGCAGAUCCCUUUUUUCUCUUCAGCCUUUCCAUAUCAGAAGAGGACUUCCAGAGUCUGAAGGUCCAGCAGGGUCUGCUGGUGGACUUCGCCUCAUUUCCUCAGAAGUUUAUCGACCUGUUGAAGCUGUGCUGCUCAGAGCAGCAGUCGGAGAGUCCCAGGUUUGUCCUGCACCUCACCUGUCAGUCCGCCACAUUGGAAGGCCCCGCCUCCUUCAGUGUUGUGGAGACCAAUGCCUUCAAACACCUGAACCACCUGUCGCUGCGGCUCGCUCAGGGCUCCGACAGAGAGCUGAAGGACUACCUGGCAGCAUGCCUCGCCUCCAUGAAGGCAGAGAAGCAAGCUUUGGACCUGAAGCUGAAGAAGACAGAAGAAGAUCUGUCCAGGCAGCUGAGCUAUGCCCAGCAGACUCUGUCUGACAAAACCAGAGAACUGGACAAACUGCGCUCGGAGUGGACCAAUCAGAGCAGCUGCCUUUCCAGCCGCCACGCUCAGGAGCUUCAACAGGAGCGGGAGAAGGCUGCAGAGCUGCAGAGCCGGUUCCAGCAGGAGGUCGAGCAGCUGCGUCAAGAGCUGGAGAAGGAGCAGAGGAGGAGCAGCCAGCAGAUGCAGGGCCGACUCGGGGAGCUGGAGGCCUCCUGCAAAGAGCUGACUGAGAAGAAAUACAAGAACGAAGCCGCUGUCCGGGACCUGAAGGUCAAGCUGGUGGCUUCAGAAGAGGAGUGCCAGCGUCUGAAGCAGCAGGUCCUCAGUCUGAGGAGGGAGAAUGGCACUUUGGACUCGGAGCUCCACGAGAAGGAGCGUUUGGUGAACCAGCUGCAGAUGAGAGCCGCCGUUCUGGAGCAGGAGAUCAAAGAUAAAGACCUGCUGAUGUGCAGAACCAAGGAGGUCCUGGAGGCCACGCAGCAGCAGAAGGAGUCGGUGGAGGAGAGCGCAGAAAGUAAAGAACACCACCUGAAGAAGCUUGAAGCCACCGUGUCAUCUCUGUCUGACGAGCUGAUCAAGGCCAACGGCAUCAUCAAGAAGCUGCAGGGGGAGCUUCGAGGUCUUGUUGGAAAGAUCAAAGUCAAAAACACGGUGACGGUUUCUCAGGAGAAGCUGCUUCAGGAAACGUCAGACCGACUGCAGAACGCUGAAAAGGAGCUGCAGAGCACCCGGCAGCAGCUGCUCGCCAAGGAGGAAGAGGUUUCAAAGCUGAAGGAGCAGCUGGAGGCCAGCAUGCAGAAGCUGAACGAGAGCAGAGAGGUUCUGAAGACCAACGAGAACGUUAUCUGUUGGCUGAACAAGCAGCUGAAUGAGAGACAGCUCCCCCCGAAGCCCCCUGAAGGUGCAGACACUCCGCCAGCAGCUGCAGCAGGACUGAGGGCACAAUUCAAUCCUCGGACAGGUCUUCCCGCUGUCUCUCCCUUGUCCCUCACCGACGUCACUGCUCAACAGAGAGGGGGCGUGGCCAUUGGCCUGCAGCUAAAAUCUCCAGAUCUGGACUCAAAAUACUUUGAAAGAAGAGAGCCGGUCUUCAGCCGGACCCCCCCUCUGCCCCACACAGAUCUCCCUCAGCGUACGAAGCCCUUCAUCGCCUCUGCAUACUUCUCUUCAUGACCCACCCACACACAGUAGCAGACUUUGUCCUCUUUGGAAUCUGAAGUUUAGUUUUGUGUUUUCCCCAUUUUGAAACUUGACGUUUUAAUAAAGUUCGAUUUUUAUUUGUGA